ACACACACACACACACACACAGGUGUGUUCUUGUAGCAGUGACCUCCAUUACAGAUGAACCCAUUCGCCAUACACUCUAAAAUCACUCUUCCUUUCACCAUCCAACACCACCACAAAACCACACUCACAAUCACCAGGCGCGCAAUUUUUUUCAAACCGCCAUGUUUCAGCCGCUUCAAUUACCGCCAAAACCCAGUUUCUAAGGUUGUGAGAAGCUCAAUGGGAAAAGAAAACAAUGUAUUGGAUGGUAAAGAAGCCGCAUUGCUUGUAAAUACUUGCAUUACGCGUAAUUUGCCGCCGGUGUUGAGUUUAGAGCAAGGAUUGGAUAUAAUUAAGGAUGCCGUCGAUGAAAUUAAGGCCAAUCCCCCUUCUUGUUCAAGUGGGAUGUUCAGAUUCCAGGUUGCGGUGCCUCCGAGCGCAAAAGCUUUGAACUGGUUUUGCUCUCAACCCGAGCAAUCGGAGGUGUUUCCUUUAUUCUUCAUAUCGAACGAGAAGGAGAAUCCGACGUAUAAAUCACUUUCAUUAGGCAGAAGCAGAGGGGUUUUCGGUAUCGGCUCGGCUGUCAACUUUAGGGGGCCGCCGCCCCCUCAUGCUUCAGAAAAAGGCAGUGCUAUUCAGAGAUAUCUUAGAGCUGAAUCAACAUCUUCAAAGGCUUACGGUUUCUUGGAUAUCGAGUUUGAUACGGAGACAUCGACUAUAAAGCAUCAGAGCGGUUCGUUUUACCUUUUCAUUCCCCAAAUUGAGUUGGACGAGUUUGAGGAUAUCUCUUUCUUACAUGCAACAUUGGCAUGGGACGACUCGUCACUCUGUACUUUUACCGAAACUGUUCAGAAAUUUGAGCUCGCUUUCGACCAGGCCAGACAUUCCUGUGCAAAUAAUAGUAGCCAGUUGAUUCACUCGUCUCUAUCAAAAUUCAACAUUGCAGAAGAACAUACGGAGAUGGUACGUCUGAAUGCUCUCUUACUGGACCGGAAGAAUCUCGAAGCCAGCGCAUUGAAACUGGAAGAUCCUUCAUCGUUUUGCAACCAGUUCUCCGCCAGGCUGUCACCAUCUUUACUAAUUGCAAAUAACAUGCACCAAAAAGACGACACGAAUAAACUCGACUAUCUAACUAAAGAUUUUCCCAACAUCAAUGCCUUGUGGGCAUCCCUUAUAGUUGAAGAAUGUACUCGACUCGGUUUGACGUAUUUCUGUAUAGCUCCUGGAUCGAGGUCGUCUCCUCUUACAAUUGCCGCAGCCAGUCACCCCCUCACAACUUGUAUUGCAUGCAUCGAUGAACGAUCACUCGCAUUUCAUGCUCUUGGUUUCGCCAAAGGCUCUCAGAAGCCAGCUGUCAUCAUUACAUCAUCCGGCACAGCUGUCUCAAAUCUUUUUCCCGCCGUAGUGGAGGCUAGCCAGAAUUUUGUGCCGAUGGUGGUGCUUACGGCAGACCGUCCACCUGAGCUGAUUGACGUCGGGGCAAACCAAGCAAUCAAUCAGGUCAAUCAUUUCGGAACAUUCGUGAGGCAAUUCUUCAGUCUUCCUCCUCCAUCCGACGAAAUUUCCGCAAGAAUGGUCCUGACAACAGUCGAUUCGGCGGUGUCUAAAGCAACGUCUUCACCAAGCGGUCCUAUACACAUCAACUGCCCAUUCAAGGAGCCACUAGCGUACACUCCGAGAGAUUGGAAUCGCAAAUGCUUAAACGGAUUGGACUUUUGGAUGUCGAAUGCGAAACCGUUCACCACGUAUAUUCCGCUACAAAAUUCACUGACACGCAAUAACACAAACGGCCACAUGACCGAAGCUUUGGAAUUAAUUCGAGCGGCGAAUAAUGGGAUUUUAGUGUUCGGUUCGAUUCACAAAGAAGACGACAUGUGGGCAGCGCUUUUGCUAGCUAAACACUUGCUGUGGCCGGUUAUUGUUGAUGUCCAAUCAGGGUUAAGAUUAAGGAAGUACUUAUCUUCGAUUCUUGAUAGGAAGGAUAUAUUAUUCGUUGACCAGGUCGAUCAAUUGUUGUUGUCGGAUUCUGUUAGAGAUUGGAUGAAGGCUGAUGUCAUCAUACAGAUUGGAAGUCGGAUAACGGGGAGACGAAUUUCUCAGAUGAUAGAACAGUGUUGUCCUUGCCCUUACAUCAUGGUCGAUAAUCAUCCUAGUCGACAUCCUAGUCGACAUGAUCCUUCUUACAUCAUCACACACAGAAUCCACAGUAGCAUCUCACAUUUCACUGAAUUCUUGAUUAAAUCUUGUCUCCCAGAUUUAAGCAAUAAAAGAAAGGAAUUUAUACGAGGAUUGGACAUGACGGCUGCAUGGGAAAUAUCGAAUUUUAUUAAUUCCGAGAAAUCGCUGACCGAGCCAUACGUGGCAAGAAAAAUCUUCGAAAAUAUUCGGUGUGGAUCAGCUUUAUUUUUCGGAAACAGUAUGACAGUGCGUGAUGCUGACAUGUACGGUAGUAAUUGGGUGCAAAGCACCCAUAAUGCUUCGCUCAUGAUUAGCUCCGGUUUACCGUGCCACGGGGUCCACGUCAGCGGAAAUAGAGGUGCUAGUGGUAUUGACGGUUUGAUUAGUACUGCAGUUGGAUUUGCAGUUGGCUGCAACAAACGAGUUCUUCUGGUGAUGGGAGAUGUUUCGUUUCUGCACGAUACGAAUGGAUUGGCACUACUGAGACAACGGACAUCUCGGAAACCGAUGGUCAUACUUGUAGUCAACAAUCACGGUGGUGCAAUUUUUAGUCAACUGCCGGUUGCAAAUACGACGGAUAGAAGUAUACUGGAUCAGUUUUUCUACACGACUCACGAUGUAUCGAUACGUCAUCUAUGUUCGGCACACGGAGUGAAGCAUGUACAAGUGCAAACGAAAACAGAGUUGCAAGAUGCAUUGUUCGCAUCUCAGAGAGAAAAUGCUGACUGUGUAGUGGAAGUUGAGAGCGGAAUUGAUACAAAUGUCGAGUUUCACAGUAAUUUGAGGAGUUUUACUCGCCAAGCUUCUGAUCAUGCUCUAAGCAUACUCUCGAAGCUUUCAGUUGAAGAUUCCACCUUGCACUACAAAAUUAGUAAAAUGGAAUAUUCUUUGUACCGGGUUAAGCUAAACGCUCCAACUACAGCAGCUUCUCGAAAUUCCAACACCACCACUUCUUACAGAGAAGGCUUUGUUAUAAGUCUGUUUCUCGAAGAUGGUAGUAUUGGAUUUGGCGAGGUGGCACCUCUUGAAAUCCACAAAGAAAACCUGCACGAUGUGGAGGAGCAGCUUCGUUUCCUCAUUCAUGCCAUGGAAGGAAACACGAUCGAUAACAGCCUACCUUUACUGAAGUCGUCAAUUUCUUCUUGGAUAUGGAACAACUUAGGAAUUCCACCAGGUUCGAUCCUUCCCAGUGUCCGAUGCGGCUUAGAAAUGGCUAUCCUCAGCGCAAUUGCAAGUACACAUGGCACCACUUUAUUGGAUAUAAUUCAUCCACAAAAAGACGAAAUUUCGAAGAAUUCCUCUCCGGUUCAAAUCUGUGCUCUUAUUGACUCUUACGGAACUCCAAUGGACACAGCUUUCGUAGCAUCAAACCUCGUCGCGGAGGGUUUUACCGCCAUUAAAAUAAAAGUUGCUCGUAGAUCAGAACCCGAUGAAGAUAUUGCUGCAAUAAAAGAGGUGAGAAAGAAAGUGGGCCCGCAUAUCGUACUCCGUGCGGAUGCAAAUAGGAAAUGGACUUACGAUCAAGCCGUUAAAUUCGCUCACUCCGUCAAAGAUUGCUGCUUGCAGUAUAUUGAGGAGCCUGUUAAUGACGAAAAUGAAAUAGUCAGAUUUUGCGAAGAAACGGGCUUAGCAGUUGCGUUGGAUGAAACCAUCAACUGUAUAAGAGAGAAUCCUCUUCGGUUUCUUGAGAAAUACAUCCACUCAGGAGUAACUGCUAUUGUAAUCAAACCAAGUGUUAUUGGAGGUUUCGAAAACGCAGCAUUGGUUGCACGGUGGGCUCAGCAGCACGGUAAAACGACAGUCAUUAGUGCUGCAUUCGAAAGUGCUCUCGGUUUAUCUGCCUACAUCCAAUUCGCCCGUCAUCUCGACCUUCAAAACUGUGAAAUGCAGAAGCUAACGAACAAAAAAUCGGCACCAAUCACAUCUCACGGUUUCGGAACCUACAAAUGGUUCAACGAACAAGUAACGGAAUAUUCUCUAAACAUCCGUCACAAUCCAAAUCACGGCUGUGUGGAGGCAGACGCUAUCGAAGCCGGUCAAUUCCUCCAGAAAUGUCGUCUAAAUCCUGAUAUAGUCGUCAGAACCUUUCUUGCUGACCAAGUCAAGGAAUACCAAUUAGCGGUCGAUUCAGGUGGGGCCCACUAUUCGAUAAAUGUGGUCGAGACUGGUGAAAGCAUUGAUGGUACAACGGUGGUGUUUCUGCAUGGAUUUCUCGGGACUGGCGGAGAUUGGAUGCCGAUCAUGAAAGCCGCCUCGAUCUCCGCCAGGUGCAUUGCCGUUGAUCUUCCAGGUCAUGGUGGAUCGAAGCUAAAACAUCAUCAGGGAAUCGACGGUUCAGAUCGACCGGAUUUAUCAAUGGACGUGGUGGUUGAUAUCAUACGCAAGGUGUUGGAUAAUCUUACUUCCGAAAAGGUCAUACUUGUCGGGUACUCAAUGGGAGCUAGGAUAGCUUUAUACUCCGCCCUAAAAUACAGUAAUAAGGUUGAAGGGGCUGUAAUAAUUUCUGGAAGCCCGGGUUUGGUAGAUGAAGAUUCGAGAGAAAUUCGUAAAGCUAAAGAUGAGUUUAGAGCUAGCACACUCGUCUCAAAUGGCUUACGAUUUUUUACCGAGGCUUGGUAUGCUGAAGAACUGUGGGCUAGUUUAAGAGGCCAUCCACACUUUAAGCAGAUAGCGAAUAACCGUUUGCAGCAUGACGAUUUGCUAACUCUAGGCAAAGUUCUGUCCGAUUUAAGUAUCGGAAAACAGCCAUCAAUGUGGGAAGAUCUGAAGCAAUGCAAAGUGCCACUCCAGCUUAUAGUGGGAGAAAAGGAUGCAAAGUUCAAGGCAAUCGCUCGUGAGAUGCAAACGAAGAUCGGACACGAAAACGGAAUUGCUAAUCCCACACCGGUUGUUGAAAUUCCAGAUUCUGGACAUGCUGUACAUCUCGAGAAUCCUCUUGCCGUUAUCGCUGCUAUAAAUCGGUUUAUAAAGAGAGGGAACUAAGAACACGUAAUUUCUUUCGGAAAAAAAUAAAAAUAAAAAUAAUAACGUUUUGAUUGUUUCGUUGUCUCCAACCAUAGACAACUUACUUUUUUUUUUUUUUUUUUUCUAUCUGCUGUUGUAUGAGCACCGGUAUAAAAUGUGCUCCUUUUUUCUAUCUGUGUUUCGAGUUUGAAUUU
This is a messenger RNA of Erythranthe guttata (spotted monkey flower), 5315 nucleotides long. The record is from RefSeq and is a predicted model, not a curated record. Lineage: Eukaryota; Viridiplantae; Streptophyta; Magnoliopsida; Lamiales; Phrymaceae.